Daucus carota subsp. sativus is the source of this 3678-nucleotide messenger RNA. Its product is annotated as probable serine/threonine-protein kinase SIS8. Gene Ontology annotation, cellular component: cytoplasm. The transcript has 13 exons. The coding region runs from base 275 to 3106 and encodes 943 amino acids. The record is from RefSeq and is a predicted model, not a curated record. Gene Ontology annotation, molecular function: protein kinase activity; ATP binding. NCBI's taxonomy places the organism in Eukaryota, Viridiplantae, Streptophyta, Magnoliopsida, Apiales, Apiaceae. Gene Ontology annotation, biological process: protein phosphorylation; signal transduction.
GCGUCAGCCACUGACUACAUACACCUAAUAAAUUAAACACCACCGAGCUACUUGAUAUAUACAAACAAUCUAUACAUACACCUAUACAUACAUUCCAUUCCAGUCCAAUGGAGGGAACCCUCGAUCACUUAAUUUAAUCUCCACACUUUGCUUCUUCAACAAGCUGCUGCAACUUCAUCGAUCCCAAUCUAUACACACACCUAUACACACAACUCGCCGGAGCUGUUUCGAUUCUGAUUCGUUGCGUUUGUUUUGUGAUGCGAUUCUCUCGACUAUGUCGAAGAUGAAACACUUGUUGCGUAAGCUUCACAUCGGCGGCGGUGGCGCCGACAAUUUCGCCGAUCACCACCGCGUGGAGGCGAGUUCGUCGGUGAGCGCGAGCCCGACGCCGCAGACGACGCCGGUUGCGGCGGAGACGGCGGCGUAUUCGGCAUUGACGAGCGGGGAAUCGGCGGCCGCGGAGGAGGCGUACUUCGAGGAGGAGUAUCAGAUGCAGUUGGCGUUGGCGAUCAGUGUUUCGGAUCCUGAGACGAGAGAAGAUGCGGAGACGGCGCAGAUCAAGGCUGCCAAGCAGCGGAGCUUGGGGCUUUCGGGUUCGGAGAGUGUAGUGGAGUUUUUGUCGGUUCGGUAUUGGAGUAAUAAUGUUGUUAAUUACGACGAGAAAGUGAUGAAUGGAUUUUAUGAUAUUUAUGGAGGUUCUUCAAACUUAACCACCCAAGGGAAAAUGCCAUCACUAGUGGAUCUUGAAGCAAUUCCUGUAUCAGACAGUGUUGAUUAUGAAGUUAUAUUAGUGGAUCGGGCAAAUGAUAUAGAGCUGCGGAAACUUGAGGAGAAAGUCGUUGGAUUAUUAUUGGAUUAUCAGGCAUUGGGGGCUGGUCAAAUUAUGAAUGGUUUGGUCCAGAUUAUUGCUGAUAUAGUCGUCGAUAGAAUGGGUGGUCCAGUCAGUAAUGCAGAUGAAUUGCUAAAAAGAUGGACUAGCAGGAGUUAUGAAGUGCGGAAUUCCCUAAAAUCUGUCAUAAUCCCCAUUGGUUGUCUCGAAGUGGGGCUUUCACGCCACAGGGCCUUACUUUUUAAGGUACUCGCGGAUAGGAUCAACCUUCCAUGUAUGCUGAUUAAGGGUAGCUAUUAUACUGGCACCGAUGAUGGAGCUGUAAACUUGAUCAAAAUUGAUGAUGGAAGCGAAUACAUAAUAGAUCUAAUGGGAGCUCCAGGCACAUUGAUCCCAGCUGAGGUUCCCAGUUGCAAUCUUCAGAAUUUUGGCCUAGAUACCAGGUCUUAUACUGAUAUAUCUGACACAGUUAUCGGUCAUGAAAGAGUUGUCACAGCUUCUAGUUCAAAUUCAGUUACUGCAUUAUCUGAAGGUAUCCCAUCAAAAAAGGAUGAUAAGAACGUUGGUGAUAAGAACCAAAUGGAGAGGUUUGAAUAUGACUUCGGAAAGCUUCUUCCAUCACUAUGCAAGUCAAACGAAGGGUUGUCGAGCGGCGGAGAGAAACCAUCAGCUGCAAAGAAGUUACAAGUUAAAGAUGUCUCCAAAUAUGUCAUCAGUGCUGCUAAAAACCCUGAUUUUGCACAAAAGCUUCAUGCUGUUUUGUUGGAAAAUGGUGCAUCACCUUCUUCAGAUAUGUUUUCUAAUACAAAUCCUCAGUAUCUUGGUGAAGAUAACAUGCUAGCAAAAUGUAAUAUAUAUGAUGGAAAUAUGGCGGAUUGGGGUGCACAAUGUGAUCAUACAUUCUUGCGUAACAGUGAACAGUGUUUUGUACCGUUUACUGGAGCACAAUUAUUUGAAAAUGUAAGCUAUGAUACUGAGCAAAAUGUGAUCAAGAGGCCUCAGACAGCACAGGAGGAACUGAACUUCCCUAACACUGAUUUCAUGUUACCGUUGUUUGUUGCUAAUAAAGAGGGUUCUGUGCCUAAUUACAGUGAAACUACGACAAACUUUUCGACUCAUGAUGCCAAUGCAGUUGGUUCCUCUCAGCUAGUUGCUAGUGUUUUACAAGCCGAUCACACUAGUGUAUCAUCCUUGUCUCGUGCAUAUAAUCCUAUCAAUGGACAACCCAGAGACGCUCUUGUUGGUAAUGAUGCCCUAUGCUCCAAAGAGAGUACCACAGAUGUUUCCGAGAAUAUUGAAAAACAAGAAGAAACCUGCAUGCAAUUGAUUACUAAAUCCAAUGGUGAUCAGAAUAUUUCCUGCAAUACUUACAAUGAGAAGAGCAGCCCAGUGCUGGGAGAGGUUGCAGAGUGGGAAAUACCGUGGGAGGACCUGCAAGUUUUUGAACGCAUUGGUAUUGGUUCAUAUGGUGAGGUUUUUCGUGCGGAAUGGAACAGCACCGAAGUUGCUGUGAAGAGAUUUAUGAACCAGGAUAUCUCAGGCGAUGCACUUGAUCAAUUUAAAUGUGAAGUUGAAAUUAUGUUGAGACUGAGACAUCCUAACGUGGUUCUCUUCAUGGGAGCAGUUACUCGCCCCCCAAAUCUGUCUAUACUUACGGAGUUUUUACCAAGGGGAAGUUUGUUUAAGCUGCUGCAUCGUCCAAACAUCCAACUUGAUGAGAAGAGGCGAUUGCGAAUGGCUCUUGAUGUGGCUAAGGGAAUGAAUUACUUGCAUACAAGCAAUCCUAUGAUUGUACAUCGAGAUCUGAAAACUCUGAAUCUCCUUGUUGAUAAAAAUUGGGUUGUUAAGGUUUGUGAUUUUGGGAUGUCACGGUUGUUGCACCACACGUUUUUAUCUUCUACGUCGACUGCGGGAACGCCUGAAUGGAUGGCUCCUGAGGUUCUAAGGAAUGAAUUAUCCAAUGAGAAGUGUGAUGUAUACAGCUUUGGGGUGAUAUUGUGGGAGUUGGCAACUUUGCGUGUGCCAUGGAACGAGAUGAACUCUAUGCAGGUUGUUGGAGCUGUUGGAUUUCAACAUAGACAUCUGGAUGUACCAGACUGGGUUGAUCCCUUGGUAACAGAGCUAAUACUUGAGUGCUGGAAUCCUGUUGCGCAAUUGCGACCCUCGUUUGGGCAGAUAAUUGCCCGUCUUAGAUGUUUUCAGCAUCUGGUGAUUGCUGAGAAAAGAAAGGCUGGCAAAGUCAGCGGAAGAAACGAGAGGAAGAAUUCUGUUGAAUGACAUACUGUUGCCAGCUUCCUGGGUUCAAAAAGGGUGCCCGAAGACUUUAGGAGUAGAAGCAUUGUAGAGAAGUGACCAUAAGAGGAAACUGGAUAGGGAAGUGUUAGUUUCACAUAACAUGGGGACUGAGCACAGCCAAUUCAGGAGCGUCAUCCUCCAUAUCAGUUGCUGUGCAGACUGCAGUGGGGACGACUUUUGCUGUAAAUUAGCCUUUGAAUAUUUAUGUAAUAAAUCUCACAGAAGAUGUCCAAGAGCAAAAAAAAAAUGAAAAAAAAGAUGAAAAUCAAAAGAAACGCUGAAAUCAAACGACAGGAUAAAAGAAAAAGAAAAAGAAAAAACACUGUUUCCCCUGUAAUAUUUUACCUUCUUGAGCGUUGUACGCUUUGGAUUGUAAGAAUGGUUCAUAGGUGUAACCGUGUAAGACAGAAGAGAAGUAUACAUUUCCGUUAGAGGUCCUUAGAUGUCAUCGAGGAGGUAAUUGUGGCUUCCUGUGAAUUGUUGUAGCAAUUAUCAUUGCAUUUGUUGUGUACUGUACAUUACAAAGUGGAAAAAAGAAACCAAUUGAAUGUUUC